GGUGGCGUCCCUCCUCCCCUGUAUCUCUGGAGUAGGUUUAUUUUGGUUUACCCUGUUCCCGUGCUGCCGCCAUUAGACAAAUCGGCACUGGAAAUGGGAAUUAGUACUUUAUAAGUUCCCAGAAAGCUCGGUGAAAAAAAAAACUGGGGUUCGCGGAUAGCAGGAUCGCUGCGGUGGAAAAGAGCGCCCUGGCAGGCUGAGUGGCCUUUGGUCAGGCGUGAGCCAGCGGAGGGUGGGAGGGAAGGGGCAUAUAGAAGUUCUGUUCGAGCGAGGAUGACUGAUUUCCAGCCGAAGUGGAGCUGCGAGUAUUGCACAUACGAGAACUGGCCAUCCGCCAUCAAGUGCACUAUGUGUCGCGCCCAACGACCCACAGGCCCCAUCAUCACCGAGGAGCCGUUUAAGAGCAGUCCGAGUCUCACCUCACACCUGUGCUCCACUCAGGAGGGCUCCAGUGUUCUCAUCUGCCCUGAUUCGAGUGCCCGACCACGAGUACGUGUAACCGAUGAGGUGCCAGAGAUUGCCAGCAAAUGGUCAUGCCACAUGUGCACCUAUCUGAACUGGCCCCGUGCAAUCCGCUGCACUCAGUGCCUCAGCCAGAGGCAGCAAGGAUCUCAGCAGGGCCCUCACAGGCCCUCAGACGGUCCACACACCUCUGAACCAGGCUGUCGACUUCCUGCACCCGUGGCCCCUGACCCUUGUGAGGAAUACAAUGACCGUAAUCGUCUGAACACACGUGUACAGCACUGGGCUUGCUCAGCCUGCACUUAUGAGAACUGGCCCAAGACCCUAAGGUGUGUAGUGUGUGACCACCCUAAGACGAGCGAUGCUGUGCUGCAGGAGCCUCAGCCCGAGAGCACCAUGGCCCUGUCUAUAGUGAACGAGCAGGAGAGGACAGCAGGGGGAGGGGGUAUGGGGGGCAGUAAAACGGCUCAGCGGAGGCUUUCGCCCCCUGUGCCUGCUGGCCAGGCCGAAGUGCAGAUUGAACUGGCGUCUGGAGCAGUGGGUGCCCAAGAAGAGCACGAGACGGACUUUAAGAAACUCAAGCAAAUCAGGAACAGGAUGCGGAGGAUUGACUGGCUCUUUCUCAAUGCAUGUGCAGGUGUGGUGGAGGGUGAUUUGGCUGCAGUCGAAGCCUAUAAGUCAUCAGGUGGUGACAUCGCACGUCAGCUGACCUCAGAUGAGGUCCGCCUGCUGAAUCGUCCAUCUGCGUUUAACGCUGGCUUCACUCUGGUGCACCUCGCUAUCCGCUUUCAGCGCCAGGACAUGCUCUCUGUACUCCUCACGGAGGUGUCCCAGCAGGCAGCUAAGUGUAUUCCAGCCAUGGUAUGUCCUGAAUUAACAGAGCAAAUUCGUCGGGAAGUGGCUGCCGCGCUACACAGACGUAAAGGAGAGUUUCCCUGUUACUUCUUCACUGAUAUCACUACCUUUACUCUUCCAGCAGAUAUUGAAGACCUGCCUCCUAAUGUCCAAGAGAAGCUGUUUGAUGAGGUGUUGGAUCGAGAUGUACAGAAAGAGCUUGAAGAGGAAUCUCCAAUCAUAAACUGGUCUUUGGAGCUAGGCACACGAUUGGACAGCCGGUUGUACGCUCUGUGGAACCGCACUGCAGGAGACUGCCUUCUGGACUCGGUGCUGCAGGCCACAUGGGGCAUCUACGACAAAGAUUCCGUACUGAGAAAGAGUCUGCAUGACAGCUUACAUGACUGCUCCCACUGGUUCUACACCCGCUGGAAGGAGUGGGAAUCGUGGUAUUCUCAGAGUUUUGGCUUGCACUUCUCUCUGAGAGAAGAGCAGUGGCAGGAAGACUGGGCUUUUAUUUUAUCACUAGCCAGUCAGCCGGGGGCGAGUUUAGAGCAGACUCAUGUGUUUGUGCUGGCUCAUAUCCUCCGCCGGCCCAUCAUCGUGUACGGCGUGAAAUAUUACAAGAGCUUCAGAGGGGAGACGUUGGGAUACACCCGCUUCCAGGGUGUGUAUCUGCCCCUGUUGUGGGAGCCGAGUUUUUGCUGGAAGAGCCCCAUAGCAUUGGGUUACACAAGAGGCCACUUCUCAGCGUUGGUUGCCAUGGAGAAUGACGGCUAUGACAACCGCGGUGCAGGUGCUAACCUCAACACAGAUGAUGAUGUCACCGUCACAUUUUUGCCCUUGGUGGACAGUGACAGGAAGCUGCUGCAUGUCCACUUCCUGUCUGCACAAGAGAUGGGAACAGAGGAGCAGCAGGAGCGUCUGCUGAGGCAGUGGCUGGACUGUUGUGUGACUGAGGGUGGAGUCCUGGUGGCAUUGCAGAAGAGCUCCAGGAGGCGGAGCCAUCCUCUCGUCACACAGAUGGUGGAGAAGUGGUUGGACGGAUAUCGGCAGCUGGGCACUUGCCCUGCCCUCUCAGAUGGCGAGGAAGAAGAGGAAGAUGAAGAUGAGUGAGAAGGAGAGGCUUCUCUUUACUCAGAGACUUGGUGCACCUUUACCCCUCCUUGUGAGGAACACAUACACUAAUGUACCAUUAUUUAUCCUUGUCAUAUGUAUAUACACACACAUACACACACACAUUCUUACUCUUCAGCAAAUCAGUGGUCUCUUCUCAUCAAUGACGCAAAAAAAAAAAAAAAGAUUUUGGCCCACGUGAAAUAAAAGAACUUAGGUUAAAAAUGGUACAUGCCUUACAGAGUAUGCCCUUUGUUUUAUUCAAGUUAUUAUUCUAGAUUUGCUUUUGGAAGCAAGAAUUGAAGAAAUAAGAUAUUUCAGUAGUUAUUCUAAGAGCACUUAAGCACAUUUUUUUUUUCUUUUUUAAAUUUGCUUCAGCUCCAUUUUUAAACUUUAUUUGUUGGUAACACCUUUCAUAUACUUAUACAUCACUUGAAUUUGAGAUCAGUCUUUUCGUCAAGAUCCAUUCACUGAGAUAUUUAUUUAUCUGUAUGAUAGUUUGUGAGCUACGGAAAUGAAUACAUACCACUGUAUGAUAAAAGUUUUGACCUCUCAUGUGCAUGAGGAAUUCAACUGCAAACUUGAUACCAUUUUCUGUGGGUAAUCGGCACUCUGUUCCUGCCUCACAAGACAGAGCUAGCCUUUCCAAAUGGAUCAUUCUUUUUAGUUGGUUGUUAACGCUGAACGUUACACUACAUGUACACUAAGUCAUGUUUUUACAUACUGUAACACUUGGGUGUCUGGUCACAUUUGGUGUGACCGUUUAGGUGUUCUGAUUUUUUUUUCUCCUCUCUCUGCUAAUAUUCUCUGGAUGUGCUUGUUAAUAUUACAUUCAAAGACUUGACUGAAACCAAAGUGAACAUUGGUCUGUGGUCUUGCAGUGAUCAGACUUGUUUGUUUUGAUGUCUUCACCCUCUCCUCUUGUGGCUGUGUUCAGUCUAGUCCCUCACCUAGUUUUAAAGACACCUUUGAGUUCUCAUUUUCCGUUAUUAUACAAUUAUGUCAAAUCUUUGGCAUAUAUCUUAUGUCUCUGAUGUGUGAUGAGGUGGAGACCAAAUCAUUGAAGGAUUAUAAGCUGAAUGUCUAACCAGUAAAGCUUCUUUAAAACCG
Molecule: messenger RNA, 3522 nt
Organism: Hemibagrus wyckioides
Lineage: Eukaryota; Metazoa; Chordata; Actinopteri; Siluriformes; Bagridae
Gene: zranb1b
Product: zinc finger, RAN-binding domain containing 1b
Exons: 10
Coding region: 274-2412 (712 amino acids)
Biological process (GO): protein deubiquitination involved in ubiquitin-dependent protein catabolic process; positive regulation of Wnt signaling pathway; cytoskeleton organization
Cellular component (GO): nucleus; cytoplasm
Molecular function (GO): cysteine-type deubiquitinase activity; K63-linked polyubiquitin modification-dependent protein binding
Source: RefSeq, a predicted model, not a curated record